UCUUUUUUUACUCGACUUCCGUUGAAAACAAGAGCACGUGUGGGCCGCCGCUGUCAGUUCGUACCUCUAGCGGCUGCAGCGGCGUUAAAAGCGGCAUUUGCUGGACGUGUCAACAGCCGGGGUUAAGUUUGUUUUAGGUGGAAAGGCAAACGGGGAAGCUUCGAAAGGAGACGGUACGUGCAGAGUUCGGAACGGUUAAGCUGCCUGUCGCGCGGCACCAACGACUGACUGCCUGCCAUGAGUUUUGUGGAAUAUUCCGACUUUAUCCAAGACGGGGAUGUUGCCAUAGUUCACCUGGGCCACAACUCGGUGACGCCUGUCAAAGUGCAGCACGGCGCUCAGACACAGACACGCUAUGGAGUCAUUCGCCAUUCCACGGACCUUAUCGGUCAGCGCUACGGCUCUAAAGUAACGUGUAGUAAAGGCGGAUGGGUACACGUGCUUCACCCCACACCGGAGCUUUGGACCGUCUCGCUGCCUCACCGCACCCAGAUCCUCUACACCACAGACAUCGCCAUGGUCACAAUGAUGCUGGAGCUGAAGCCAGGAUCAGUGGUUUGCGAGUCAGGUACGGGUAGCGGAUCCCUCUCCCACGCCAUCUUGCGCACCAUCGCUCCCACGGGCCACCUGCACACAGUGGAGUUCCACCAGCAGCGGGCAGAAAAGGUGGUCGAGGAGUUCAAGGAGCACCGCGUGGAUCAGCUGGUCACCGUCAGGAACCAGGACGUGUGCAAGGACGGGUUUGGCGUGACGGGCGUGGCAGACGCAGUCUUCCUGGACAUCCCCAGCCCCUGGGAGGCAGUGGGACAUGCCAAGGCUGCUAUGAAGAAGCACGGAGGCCGCCUGUGCUCCUUCUCGCCGUGUAUAGAGCAGGUUCAGAGGACAUGUGAGGCGCUGACGGAGCAGGGCUUUGAGGAGAUCAGGUCGCUGGAGAUUCUGCUGAGGGUCCACAAUGUCCGACCUGUCACCCUGCAACUGCCCGACUUCGGCCCCGACUCCUCCGACUCCUCCUCCCAGGCAGGCCCAGAAGCCCUGAAGGAGGCUCCUCCCUCCGCCACGCCAAACCAUGCCUCCUUAAAAAUUAAGACCACCACCCCACCCAGAGAAAUGCCCGGUCACACAGGGUAUCUCACCUUCGCUACCAAACCUAGAACCUGAAGCUACCUGACAUCUGUUUGUUGCUUGCAUCAAGCAGAAGUUAAAAUCAGUAGUUUAUUCUAAAAACAAAAUGUGGCUGUAUUGCUCUCUGACUUAUGUUUUUAUAAGGUUACCUUUUAUACCUGCUUUUACUUUAGUGGAGCAUUUCUGUUUAGUUUUCAUUGUUUGCACCUGUGUUGCCAGUACAGACAAUAAAUGAGUGAAAACUGA
Molecule: messenger RNA, 1368 nt
Organism: Fundulus heteroclitus (mummichog)
Lineage: Eukaryota; Metazoa; Chordata; Actinopteri; Cyprinodontiformes; Fundulidae
Gene: trmt61a
Product: tRNA methyltransferase 61A
Exons: 4
Coding region: 238-1158 (306 amino acids)
Biological process (GO): tRNA methylation
Cellular component (GO): nucleus; tRNA (m1A) methyltransferase complex
Source: RefSeq, a predicted model, not a curated record